AUGAUUAAAAAGGGGAGAGUCAUCGUAGCUGCAAGUGUUUGUGGGGUUUUGGUGUUUGGAUGUUCACGAGUUUCCUCAGUUGAAGGUGUGGUGGAUGAAGGAUAUGGCGUUAUUGGACAGAGCAUACUUUUGCUUAGGAAUACUUCGCCUAACGUGUUGCAAGUUCUUCGUAUAUUGAAGGAGCAAGGUUUGGUGCUUGUAGUUCUUUUGGACCUUUUCAGCCUUUUUGUCAUUGACAGAGACUUCAAUCACCACACUUUGGCCUUGGAAGCUAUGGCUAGUAAAGAAGAACUCAUUAGUUUAUCCCUUAUUAUUGCCACAACGGUGGUCAAUAUCGUGGCAACUGCUAUGUUUGGUGUAGCUGGUGUCAGUGCAGCAACAAGAGUGAUGACUGUCAGGCCAGUGGCAUGGCGUUCCCUGGUGUUGUAUCCUGUAAGAAGAAUUGUUACUCAUCUUUCAAUGGGGAUGCUGAAAUUGCUUGGCCUAAAAGGAAGAAAGUCUGCUGAAAAGAUAUCCAAAGAUUAA
Molecule: messenger RNA, 525 nt
Organism: Vigna unguiculata (cowpea)
Lineage: Eukaryota; Viridiplantae; Streptophyta; Magnoliopsida; Fabales; Fabaceae
Source: RefSeq, a predicted model, not a curated record